CCCCACAUAACUCAGAAACCACCAAAGAAAAAAAGGUUCAGAAACUAACACAUACUGACACUUCAACUUUCUCUUUAUAUCAUCAAUCUGAGUAUUUCUCCUCAUUUUUUCCUCACUCAAAAAUCUUUCCUUUUGAAUUCACUUUUUGACGUUAUUUUUAGUAGUACUCUUAGAUUUCACCAUUUCUGAACUUGCUAUUUUAGAUGUUCGAUCGAGUUGCAGAUAUUAUAACUCAGAUCGGAUUUAAUUUUAUUAAAAGACUAUUUAGUAGUCGAAUCAAGUCAUACUCGAUUUCUAUUUAUGGAAGUCAAUUUUGAAGGGCUAUAUUACUACCCACUCCGUAGUCCAUACCAUCAUUCAUUUCCAAUUCAAUCUUCUUGUUACACUUUUUUCUUCCCUUAUUUUUCAAACAAUUUCAAUCCAUAAUAUCAUAAAAAAUAUUGUAAAUUAAUACUUACCCACUUCAAUUGACUACCUUAAUUACAUUACCCAAUUCUUAAUUACAUUACCCAAUUCUUAAUUACAUCCUUUUCAAACUCUUAGAUUUUUUUUCUCCCCAAAAAUUACUCAAAAUCUCAAAAACUCAAAAAAUGGCGGAAACCAUCCAAACGCCGUCGUUUAAUCGUGUUCAGAUCCAACAACGACGUCUACCGGAUUUUCUCCAAAGUGUAAAUCUAAAAUACGUCAAACUUGGUUAUCACUACCUUAUGAGUCAUCUCCUUACUCUUUGUUUACUUCCAUUAAUGUCCGCCAUUUUUAUUCAAGUUUCUCAAAUGCAAUACGACGACGUCUUCUAUCUUUGGCUUCAACUCAAAUACAAUCUCCUUAGUAUCAUCACUUGUUGUACAAUCCUUGUAUUUGGAUCCACUGUCUACUUCAUGACCCGACCCAGAUCCGUUUACUUACUCGAUUUCUCAUUAUACCAUCCACCCAGCCAUUUACGGGUCAGAUUCAAGGAUUUUAUAGAACAUUCUAGAUUAACUGGAGAUUUCGAUGAAUCUUCACUUGAAUUUCAAAGGAAGAUUCUAGAACGUUCUGGAUUAGGCGAAGAAACAGUUGUUCCAGAAGCAAUGCAUUCAAUUCCUCCAAAACCAUCAAUGGAAGCUGCAAGAGAAGAAGCAGAACAAGUCAUGUUUGGUACAUUGGAAAAUCUUUUUAGUCAAACAAAAAUCAACCCAAAAGAAAUUGGUAUUUUAAUAGUAAAUUGCAGUUUAUUUAAUCCAACCCCAUCAUUAUCUUCAAUGAUAAUAAAUAAAUUUAAAUUUCGUGGGAAUAUUCAAUCAUAUAAUCUUGGUGGAAUGGGAUGUUCAGCAGGUGUUAUUGCAUUAAAUCUUGCUAAAGAUCUUUUACAAGUUCAUAGGAGUACUUAUGCAAUUGUUGUUAGUACUGAAAAUAUAACACAAAAUUGGUAUUUUGGGAAUAAAAAAUCAAUGCUUAUUCCCAAUUGUUUGUUUCGGGUUGGCGGGUCGGCGAUUCUGCUUUCGAAUAAAACGAAAGAGAAAUGCCGAGCCAAAUACCAGCUUGUUCAUGUUGUCCGCACGCACAGGGGUGCGAACGACAAGGCUUUUAGGUGUGUUUACCAAGAACAGGAUGAAAAAGGUAAAGUUGGUGUUUCUCUUUCUAAAGAUUUGAUGGCUAUAGCAGGGGAUGCACUUAAGACUAAUAUUACAACUCUUGGUCCUUUAGUACUUCCUAUAAGUGAACAAUUGCUAUUCUUUUUAACCCUAAUUGGAAGGAAAUUUUUAAAUGUGAAAGUGAAGCCUUAUAUUCCUGAUUUUAAAUUAGGGUUUGAGCAUUUUUGUAUUCAUGCUGGUGGAAGAGCGGUGAUUGAUGAGCUUGAAAAGAAUUUAAAUUUGAGUUCGGUUCAUGUUGAAGCGUCUAGAAUGACACUUCAUAGGUUUGGUAACACAUCUUCGAGCUCGAUUUGGUACGAGCUUGGUUAUAUUGAGGCUAAAGGAAGGAUGAAGAAGGGUCAUAGGGUAUGGCAAAUUGCAUUUGGGUCGGGUUUUAAGUGUAAUAGUGCGGUUUGGCGAGCGUUGAGGAAUGUUAAGCCUUCACCUAAGAGUCCUUGGUUAGAGUGUAUUGAUAGGUAUCCUGUUCAAAUUACUGAUUGAUUUGAAGAAAUAGUUUUGUUUCAGUUAAAACAUGUAUCAUUGUUUACGAAAAAUUUGAAUUUAAUUCUUGCUGUUCCUCUUUUGUAGUUCUAUCAUUCUCUCGGCCUAUAUUAUACUGAAUAAUAUAUUAUUGGAACAAAGAAAGAAACAAAGGGAGAUGAACAUUCUUGUUAGUUAUUAAAACAUGUAUUGUAUUGUUUUGAAUGAGAAAGUCUUAGUAAAUAACGGUUAUUUGUGACGUUAAUAAAUCACAUGGUUAUUUGUGACAUUAAUAAAUCACCCUUAUAUGGUAGGAUGUGAUAGGGUGAAAGUUUUGUUAUUUUAAUUUAUCUUUUUUAGUUUUGUUUAU
Molecule: messenger RNA, 2463 nt
Organism: Amaranthus tricolor (Joseph's coat)
Lineage: Eukaryota; Viridiplantae; Streptophyta; Magnoliopsida; Caryophyllales; Amaranthaceae
Product: 3-ketoacyl-CoA synthase 4-like
Exons: 1
Coding region: 591-2114 (507 amino acids)
Biological process (GO): fatty acid biosynthetic process
Cellular component (GO): membrane
Molecular function (GO): acyltransferase activity, transferring groups other than amino-acyl groups
Source: RefSeq, a predicted model, not a curated record